GAAGGAAAAAAAAAAAGAAUUAUUUUUUUAAAAAGAAGUUCACCAAUUCCUAGGGUUCCAGGAAAUUGCACAGAUUGCGUGAAGUCCACAGAGAGGAAAACCACUGAGUCAAAUCACCGAUUCACUUCGAGUUCGCUCCUCUCUGUCCCCUUUCCCUCUAUGAUCCAACCUCUAUUGGCUUCCGGGAAUAUCGCGUAUUUGAACAGAGAAAUCUAGAAAAAGAGAUUUGUGAAAAUGUGGAGAGAGAGAGAAAGUGGGGUAUGUGUGUCUUUGUUUUUUUGAACGUUGGGAUCGGAGAGUAGAAUACGGGUUUUGUCAAAAUUUUGGAGGGAUUGCAUGCACUCUGUGGGGUUUUGAAUUUUUUUUUGUCUGGAUUGAGCUCAUAUUAGGAUUUGUCUUUUUCUGUGUGGAUUUUGGUUAAUUUUGUAUGCAAUCUAGUGGUGGUGGCGGACCCGGCCGGACUCCGGCAGGGCAUGCGGGGUCCACGUCAUCUGCAGCUUCGCCGACUUCAUCCUCAUCAGCUGCAUCAACACCCCACUUGGGGUUUUAUUCAGUGCACCAGCAGCAGCAGCAGCAGCAGCAACAGCAACAGCAGCAACAACAGCAGCAACAUAUAGGGCCUAGGCAGUUAUUCCAACAACAAUUACUUAGAAAACCUGAAGGAAAUGAAUCCCUUCUAGCUUAUCCAGCUGGUCUACAGGGGAUUAUGGGAGGGAGCAGUUUUGCUUCAUCUCCUGGCUCAAUGCAAAUUCCUCAACAGUCUAGGAAUUUCUUUGACUUGGCUCAACAACCUGGUUCCAGUCAGGAGGGCCAGAAUAGGAGUCAAGGUGUGGAGCAACAAAUGCUAAAUCCUGUUCAGCAGGCUUAUCUUCAAUAUGCCUUUCAAGCUUCCCAACAACGGUCAGCUUUGCAGUCACAGCAACAAGCAAAGUUAGGGAUGUUGGGUGCUUCAUCUGGAAAGGAUCAGGACAUAAAGAUGGGUAAUAUGAAAAUACCGGAACACAUUUCUAUGCAGGCAGCUAAUCAGGCUCAGGCAUCAUCCUCCAAGAACUCUGCUGAACAUUUCUCUCGUGAUGAGAAGCAGAAAGAACAAGGAAAGCAGCUGGCCCCUGAUCAGAGAAAUGAGUCAAAACAAUCUGUCCAGCCAGCAGUUAUUAGACAAUUAAUGCCUUCAAAUAUGGUAAGGCCAAUGUCGAUACAGCAGCCUCAGAAAAACAUUCAAAACUUGUCAAACAACCAGCUUGCAGUGGCUGCACAGUUGCAAGCAAUGCAGGCAUGGGCUGUCGAGCGUAAUAUCGAUUUGUCAAAUCCUGCAAAUGACAAUUUGGUGGCUCAGCUCAUUCCACUCAUGCAGUCUAGGAUGGCUGCACAGUCGAAAGUAAAUGAAAGUAGCAUGGCUGUCACAGCUGCCCCAGUGGGAAAGCACCAGGUUGCUUCUCCCACUGUUGCAAGUGAUAGUUCUCCCCAUACUAAUUCGGGAAAUGAUAUGUCAGGGCAGUCUCUAUCUGUGAAAGCCAGGCAGCCAGCUCCAUUGGGUCCUUUUACUUCGACUUCCAGUUUUGGGGUAGUUAAUAACUUGAACAACACUGCAGGGCAGCAAUUAGCUGUUCCCGUCAAAGAUGGCCAAGUACCUCUAAGACAGUCACACGGGAUCGCAAAUGGGACGCUGUCCAUGCUUCCCCCCCAUUCAUCGCCAAGUGUGGGCUCAGGUGUGGAUCAAUCUUUACCUGCAAAAAAUUCAUCAGGGGGUUCUGACACUUUGCAGAUGCAAUACCUCAGACAGUUGAAUCGAUCAUCUCCAUCUCCACAGCCUGCUGCACGUUCUAAUGAAGGAGGCUCUGGCUCAGGCAACCAUUUCCCAUCACAGGGUGGACCAGCAGUCCAGAUGCCACAUCAGCAUUUUGGGUUCACCAAACAGCAGUUGCAUGUUCUAAAAGCACAAAUUCUAGCAUUUAGGCGAUUGAAGAAAGGUGAAAGCACUCUCCCGCAAGAGCUUCUUCGAGCUAUUGUUCCACCUCCCCUUGAGUUGCAGCUGCAGCAACAGUUUCUUCCUGCUGGAGGAAGUAAUCAGGAAAGAACUUCUGGUAGGACUACAGAGGUCCAAGCUAGGCAUGUGGAGUCCGUAGAGAAGGAUUGUCAGACUCUGGCAUCAACUAAUGGAAAUAACUUUCCAAAAGUGGAAGCUUUUGCAGGGGAUGAAAAAACAACUGUAUCAGCAAUGCAUAUGCAAAAUGCAUCAGCUGCAAUGAAAGAACCAAUAACCUUGGUAGCUACUGGAAAAGAAGAGCAGCAAUCCACUAUUUUUUCUGCUAAGGCGGACCCUGAAGUUGACUGUGCACCUCCAAAAACUCAUACUAAAAGUGAUUUUACAGGAGAUAAGGGAAAGGCUGUUUCGCCACCAGAUGCCAUGUCUGAUGCAAUGCAAUCCAAGAAACCUGUGCAAGCAAGCACUGUUUCUCAGCCAAAAGAUGCUGGCGCUGGUAGAAAGUAUUAUGGACCGCUAUUUGAUGUCCCAUAUUUUACUAGGAAACAUGACUCUGUUGGGUCCACCGGGAUGUUGAAUAACAAUAAUAGUCUAACAUUGGCAUAUGAUGUCAAAGAUUUACUUUUUGAUGAAGGCAUGGAAGUGCUUAAAAAGAAACGGUCAGAAAAUUUGAAAAAAGUAAGUGGUUUACUAGCGGUCAAUUUGGAGCGGAAAAGUAUUGGGCCAGAUCUUGUUUUGCGGUUACAAAUUGAAGAGAAGAAGCUUCGGCUUGUGGAUCUACAGGCACGUUUGAGAGAUGAAGUUGAUCAACAGCAGCAGGAGAUAAUGGCAAUGCCUGACAGGUUAUACAGGAAGUUUGUGCGUUUGUGUGAACGUCAGCGGAUGGAGCUGAUGAGACAAGUACAGGCCUCCCAGAAAGCCAUGAGGGAGAAGCAGUUGAAAUCCAUCUUUCAAUGGCGUAAGAAACUUCUUGAGGUUCACUGGGCCAUUCGUGAUUCGCGAACUGCUCGUAACAGGGGAGUUGCCAAAUAUCAUGAGAAAAUGUUGAGGGAGUUCUCAAAGAGAAAGGAUGAUGACCGAAGUAAAAGAAUGGAGGCAUUGAAGAAUAAUGAUGUUGAAAGGUACAGGGAGAUGCUGCUGGAGCAGCAGACAAGCAUACCGGGUGAGGCUUCAGAGAGAUAUGCUGUUCUCUCGUCCUUUUUGAGUCACACGGAAGAAUAUCUUCAUAAGCUGGGAAGUAAAAUAACAGCUGCCAAAAAUCAGCAAGAAGUAGAGGAGGCAGCAGCAGCAGCAGCUGCUGCUGCUCGGCUGCAGGGUCUCUCAGAAGAAGAAGUGAGAGCAGCAGCAGCUUGUGCUGGAGAAGAAGUAUUCAUAAGAAAUCGCUUUAUGGAAAUGAAUGCCCCCAGGGAUAGUUCAUCUGUUAACAAGUAUUAUAGCCUCGCACAUGCUGUAACUGAAAGGGUUGUGAGGCAACCAUCUAUGUUACGUGCUGGAACCUUACGAGACUAUCAGCUUGUUGGAUUGCAAUGGAUGCUUUCUUUGUAUAAUAAUAAAUUGAAUGGCAUUUUGGCAGAUGAGAUGGGUCUUGGAAAGACUGUCCAGGUUAUGGCAUUGAUUGCUUAUCUGAUGGAAUGUAAGGGGAACUAUGGCCCACAUCUUAUAAUUGUUCCGAAUGCCGUUUUGGUUAAUUGGAAGAGUGAGUUACACAAUUGGCUGCCAUCAGUUUCAUGCAUUUUUUAUGUUGGUGCAAAGGAGCAAAGAUCAAAAUUAUUUUCUCAAGAGGUUUCUGCCCUCAAGUUUAAUGUCCUAGUGACAACCUAUGAAUUCAUCAUGUAUGAUCGCUCGAAGCUCUCUAAAGUUGAUUGGAAGUAUAUUAUUAUUGAUGAAGCACAGCGAAUGAAAGACAGAGAAUCAGUUUUAGCUCGUGAUCUUGAUAGAUAUCGCUGCCAGCGGCGCUUACUGCUAACUGGGACACCAUUACAGAAUGAUUUAAAGGAACUGUGGUCACUUUUAAAUCUACUGCUUCCUGAAGUAUUCGAUAAUCGGAAAGCAUUUCAUGAUUGGUUCUCACAACCCUUUCAAAAAGAGGGUCCGACACAUAAUGCUGAAGAUGACUGGCUCGAGACUGAGAAAAAGGUCAUAAUUAUUCAUCGACUUCAUCAAAUUCUGGAGCCUUUUAUGCUCAGACGUCGUGUAGAGGAUGUGGAAGGUUCACUUCCACCCAAGGUUUCCAUUGUUUUGAGAUGUCGAAUGUCAGCUAUUCAGAGCGCCAUUUAUGAUUGGAUCAAAUCCACCGCCACAAUUCGAGUUGAUCCCGAAGAUGAGAAGUGCAGGGUUCAGAAGAAUCCAAGAUAUCAGGCUAAGGUUUAUAAAACUUUAAAUAACCGGUGUAUGGAGCUUCGAAAAGCUUGUAAUCAUCCUUUGCUCAAUUAUCCCUACUUCAGUGACUUUUCCAAGGAUUUCCUGGUUAGAUCCUGUGGAAAACUGUGGAUCCUGGACAGGAUCCUCAUAAAGCUUCAGAGAACAGGGCAUCGAGUACUGUUAUUUAGUACCAUGACCAAACUUCUUGAUAUAUUGGAGGAAUACUUGCAGUGGAGGCGACUUGUAUACAGGAGAAUUGAUGGAACAACUAGCCUGGAGGAUCGUGAAUCAGCAAUAGUGGAUUUUAAUAGCCCUGAUUCGGAUUGCUUUAUUUUCUUACUUAGUAUUCGAGCAGCUGGACGGGGUCUCAACCUUCAGUCAGCUGACACAGUAAUUAUAUAUGAUCCGGAUCCAAACCCUAAAAAUGAGGAACAGGCAGUUGCUAGAGCACACCGCAUUGGACAGAAGAGAGAAGUUAAAGUCAUAUAUAUGGAAGCGGUUGUUGACAAAAUCUCUAGCCAUCAGAAAGAGGACGAAUUAAGAAGUGGAGGUACUGUUGAUUUAGAAGAUGACCUUGCUGGUAAGGAUAGAUAUAUGGCUUCCAUCGAGGGUCUCAUAAGGAAUAAUAUACAGCAGUAUAAGAUUGACAUGGCUGAUGAGGUUAUUAAUGCCGGGCGUUUUGACCAAAGAACAACGCACGAGGAGAGACGCAUGACUUUAGAGACAUUAUUGCACGAUGAGGAGAGAUAUCAGGAAACCGUACACAAUGUUCCCUCACUGCUGGAGGUAAAUCACAUGAUUGCAAGGACUAAAGAUGAAAUUGAAUUGUUUAAUCAGAUAGAUGAAGAUCUGGAUUGGACUGAGGAGAUGACCAGCUUCGAUCAGGUGCCUAAGUGGCUUCGAGCCAGCUCAAAAGAAGUGAAUGCUGCCAUUGCUAGUCUGUCAAAGAAACCAUGUAAAAAUACCUUAUAUGCUGGAAGUAUUGGUAUUGCGUCUGCUGAAAAGGAACCUGAAAGAAAAAGGGGUCGUCCCAAGGGAAAAAAGUCCCCCAAUUACAAGGAAAUGGAUGAUGAGAAUGGAGAAUACUCUGAAGCAAGUUUUGAUGAGAGAAAUGAAUAUUCUGUGCAUGAAGAAGAGGGAGAAGUUGGAGAGUUGGAAGAUGAUGAAUUUAGUGGUGCUGUUGGGGUACCACCUGUCAUUAAAGAGCAGUCAGAAGACGACGGUCCACAGUGUGCUGGCAGAUAUGGCUAUCAUCAGGCUUUAGAAGGCAACAAAAACCAUGACAUGGUCGAAGAAGCUGGUUCAUCAGGGUCAUCGUCGGACAGCCAAAGAGUUACACAGAUAAUAUCUCCUGUUUCUUCUCAGAAAUUUGGUUCUCUGUCUGCAUUGGAAGCUAGACCAGGUUCCGUUUCUAAAAGGCUGUUAAAUAAUUGCCAGCUAGAUGAAUUAGAGGAGGGGGAAAUUGCGGUAUCUGGAGAUUCCCACAUGGAUCACCAGCAGUCUGGGAGUUGGAAUCAUGAUCGGGAUGAGGGUGAAGAUGAACAGGUUGUGCAACCAAAGAUAAAGCGAAAGCGUAGUAUUCGGCUUCGGCCCCGUCAUACUGUAGAAAGGCUGGAAGAGAAGUCUGGUUAUGAAGCACCAUCUCUACAACUUGGAGAUUCAGGUUUAUCGCCGUUCCAAGUGGACCAUAAAUAUCAACCACAACUGAGGGCUGAUGCAGAAUUGAAAUCACUUGGAGAUCCUAAUGAUUCCAAGUUUGAUCGAAGCGAUUCUGUAAAAAGUAGGCGAACCUUGUCGUCAAGGAGAAUAGCUAAUACAUCAAAAUCACAUCCAUCUUCAAAACCAAGUAGAUUGAAUCUGCAGUAUACUUCUCCAGAAGAUCUUCUUGAUCACCCUAGAGAGAAUUUGGAUUCUAAAGGUACACAGACGAGUGGAACUCCGACGGUUGGUCCUAGAAUGUCUGAUAUACUCCAGAGAAAGUGCAAAAAUGUGAUUGGCAAGUUCCAAAGGAGAAUUGAAAAGGAGGGUCAUCAGAUAGUGCCCCUGCUAACUGAUUUGUGGAAGAAAGUUGAAAAUUCCGGUCAUGCCACUGGAGCUGGCAGUAGUCUUUCGGAUUUAAGAAAGAUCGAUCAGCGCAUUGAAAGACGAGAGUAUGCUGGAGUUAUGGACCUGGUAUUUGAUGUGCAGUUUAUGUUGAAAGGUGCAAUGCAGUAUUAUUCAUACUCACAUGUGGUUCGAUCUGAAGCAAGGAAAGUACAUGAUCUCUUUUUUGAUAUAUUGAAGAUUGCAUUUCCGGAGGCAGAUUUCCGGGAGGCCAGAAAUGCACUCUCUUUUUCUGGCCAGGUAUCCACAUCCACUGCCGCAUCAUCCCCCAGGCAGGUUGCUGUUGGGCAAAGCAAGAAACACAAGUUGAUUAAUGAGGUAGAGCCUGAGAUGGGGAAUCCUCAGAAGCCCAUGGCAAGGAUGCACAUGCCCCAGAAGGAUUCGAGGCUAGGGAGUGGAAAUAUUACCGGCCGGGAUCAAUGCCAGCCGGAUGAUUCUCCACGGCUCACUCAUCCUGGAGAGCUGGUUAUCUGCAAGAAAAAGAGGAAAGAGAGGGAAAAAACUCUGGUGAAGUCUAGGAGUGGAUCAACUGGCCCUGUCUCACCUCCCAGCGUGAGUUGUAAUAUGAGAAGUACAGGGUCAGGGUCAGGGUCGGUAUCCAGGGAUGUGAGACUGAGUCAUCAAGCUACCCAGCAAGUAUGGGCUAACCAGCCAGCUCAACCAGCAAAUGGUGCUCGUGGGAAUGUUGGCUGGGCAAAUCCUGUAAAAAGGUUGAGGACGGAUGCAGGUAAAAGGAGGCCAAGCCAUUUAUGAGUUUUGAAAGAGGAUAAGUCUGUUAAUGUAAUGGAAGAACGUCUUCAAAUUCUUCAUGGAGUACACAGGUGCUGAGUUUGAUCAGUGACCUUGGCAGCUUGAACAAGUGUAGUCAGCUCAUGCUCUGUUAACAUAGUUUAGGUGUUUGUUUUGCCAUUGUAUAAUGCUCUCAGCAAAUGGAAUUCAAUAGGUUGUCAUAUCUGCGCAUUGUAGGUAUUCCUGUGCUUCCAUACCAGUGAAUUCUUAUGAAAAGAAUUCAGAUAGUUUUAAGUAGAUUUAUUGUAUUUAUGCAAUCACUGGUUGAAUGCAUUAUUUUCAUCUUUGGCCAUUGACUAUGGUGGUUUCAUGCAAUAACAGCAGUAGCAGCACAUCCACUGCUUUUGUCUCA
Molecule: messenger RNA, 7589 nt
Organism: Tripterygium wilfordii
Lineage: Eukaryota; Viridiplantae; Streptophyta; Magnoliopsida; Celastrales; Celastraceae
Product: ATP-dependent helicase BRM-like
Exons: 14
Coding region: 428-7201 (2257 amino acids)
Biological process (GO): positive regulation of transcription by RNA polymerase II
Cellular component (GO): nucleus
Molecular function (GO): ATP-dependent chromatin remodeler activity; protein binding; DNA binding
Source: RefSeq, a predicted model, not a curated record